UAAAUCAUCCACAUAUUAGCCCUUUUGGGAGUCUCUACUGCCUCUAAAGCCGAGAUGUGGAGGUCGACAGGUCGAGCUCUCGUUCUUCCCAGAUCAAUCCGACAGAACUUUUCUCCAAAUCCAACCCCAGCGGUAGUCACAUCUUCGCCGCCGUCGCCAUCCAAAUUUCUAAACCGCAUCUAUCCUACCUUCCGGAGCUCUAGGUUCUUUUUUUCCGCUACUGAAUGCUCGCCGGGAGAGGACGAAGCAUCGCAUAGAGCCGAAAAUUCUGUUAAAAACCCAGACUUCUUCUCCCCAGAAGUCGGUUUUUCUUCAGUAGAGCUAGGGGAAUCAAAUGCUCUCUCAAAGGCAUUCGGGGAUGGGGCCGAUGAGGACGAGGUCGGAGAAGGAGAUAAACUGAAUUCUAUGUUGGAAUUAAGCAUCGAUGGCGAUGCUCUCGUUGGAGCUGAGGAAGUUGCGGAAGAAGCCGCAGCUGAGGUUCAUGAGGUUAAUCUCGAUCAGCUUGAGAGAGUUCUAUCCAUUCUCCAAAGCACUUUACCCCAGGAGAUUGGAUCGAGCUUGGAUAGCCUUGAAGAACUACAGCUAAGUGAGGAGUUUGUGGUGAGAGUAUUUCAGGAUGCGCACGUUUCCGGUGAGAAUUUGGUUUCUUUCUUCAUAUGGGCUAUCAGAAAAGAAAAAGCUGCGAAAAGUUCAAGGGCAUUAGACAUCCUUGUCCGUACGAUCAGUGCAUGUGAUGAUGCUAGCCAGUUGGAAGCCUACAUGUUGUGGGAUUUGAUUAAGGAGUUGGGCAAAAUCGAGGGUAUUGUAAAUACUGAUAUGCUUAAUGAACUUAUAUCUAUUUUCUGGAAGUUGGGAAAGGCCAAAGCUGGUCUGGAAGUUUUUAACAAGUUUGAUGAGUUUGGUUGUGCUCCUGAUGGAUAUACGUUCUACUUUACAAUAGAAGCUCUUGGGAAGAAGUCCAUGAUUGAUACAGCUUGGUCUGUUUGUGAAAAGAUGCUUAAUUCUGGAGGUCUGCCUGAUGUUGAAAAGAUUGGUAAGAUCAUCACCUUCUUCUGCAAGGGAAAAAAGGCAAAAGAGGCCCAUUUGGUCUAUCUGCUAGCUAAGGAGAACAACAUCCUUCCUGGACGAGAUGCUCUAAGUUUUCUAAUUGGUGGUCUAUGUAGAAAUGAUGAAUCUGUCCUCUUGGCUUUGGAGUUAUUGGAGGACUGUCCACAAGAGUCACUUAAAUAUGAGAAUAAGACCUUCUCUUUAGUUGUGAAGAGUUUGGCCAGGAUAAAAGAUGUGCAAGCUGCUAAAUCAUUGCUUUUAAGAAUGGUUGUUUCUGGUCCACCACCUGGAAAUGCAGCAUUUAAUUAUGUUAUCACAGGGCUUUGCAAAGAAGGAGAUGUAGAAGAUGCAAUAGCUCUGACUAAGGUUAUGGAAAGCAGAGGACUUAGGCCGGAUGUGUAUACUUACAGUGUCAUCAUGAGUGGUUUUGCGAAGGCUGGUCUAAUGGAUGAGGCUUUUAAGGUCUUCAUUGAAGCUAAGAAGAAACAUAAAAUAUUGUCACCAGUAAUAUAUCACAUACUUAUUCGUGGUUAUUGUAAGCUAGAGGAAUAUGAAAAAGCACUUGAAUGCUUGAAAGAUAUGAAGGAACACACAAUACAGCCUAAUGCUGAUGAAUACAGUAAAUUAAUUAAGACUCUGUGCCUCAAGGCCGUUGAUUGGCGUACAGCUGAGAAACUGUCAGAGGAGAUGAAAGAGAGUGGUUUUUACCUCAGAGGGGAAACCAGUAGUCUCAUAGCAGCUGUUAAGAUGCUAGAAGAGGAAAUAACAGCAGUUGAAUAAAAAAUCAAAGCUUAACCGAUGACUGGAGCUGGGAAGAAUUGUGGUAAUUUUAUGCAUUUGUUUUAUAAAUUUAGCUGUAAUAGUUAGUUGAAAAUUGUAUUUUCAUUUCACUCUUUAAUGUGUAAUGUUGUGGAAACACUUUCCACCUGGAAAUUUGCAAUUAUAAUUGCAUCCAUGUUUUUUUGUUUUAA
Dendrobium catenatum is the source of this 2018-nucleotide messenger RNA. Its product is annotated as pentatricopeptide repeat-containing protein At3g02650, mitochondrial. The record is from RefSeq and is a predicted model, not a curated record. The transcript has a single exon. NCBI's taxonomy places the organism in Eukaryota, Viridiplantae, Streptophyta, Magnoliopsida, Asparagales, Orchidaceae. Bases 55 to 1827 code for a protein of 590 amino acids. Gene Ontology annotation, molecular function: protein binding.